This is a messenger RNA of Thrips palmi, 1710 nucleotides long. RefSeq names its product deoxynucleoside triphosphate triphosphohydrolase SAMHD1 (gene fal). Bases 254 to 1687 code for a protein of 477 amino acids. The record is from RefSeq and is a predicted model, not a curated record. The transcript has 11 exons. Gene Ontology annotation, biological process: dGTP catabolic process. Gene Ontology annotation, molecular function: dGTPase activity. Gene Ontology annotation, cellular component: nucleus. Lineage: Eukaryota; Metazoa; Arthropoda; Insecta; Thysanoptera; Thripidae.
CUUCUGCUUUGUUGUCUUCCACUCACUGUCUGCUAGCUACUGCUGCAUGCCCCGUCGUGGUUGCCAUGGUUACAUCGGUAUUGUUGAGCCUUUCGUUCGUGUCACGCCGUUCCUCAUCGAAGACAAUGGUCUGCAUGUGAUGGGAUCGGCCGUCUAGCCAGCCCGCACCUCUUACUCCCGUAAUUUCCUACAUUAAGAGUCUUCCUGCUGCCGUUACCUCGCCCCCCUGUUUGGUGAAAGUGCCGCCGAGAUCAUGGACCGAGAAGGAAGUAAAAACUUCAAAUUAUUUCAAGAUUCGGUGCAUGGGGUGAUGCGGUUUCACCCACUUAUUGUUAAGUUUAUUGAUACAAAAGUUUUCCAAAGGAUGAGGAAUAUAAAACAGCUUUCAACCACCUACCUGGUCUUUCCUGCAGCAGCGCACAACCGAUUUGAACAUUCAUUGGGUGUGUGCUAUCUGGCAGGGGAGGUGAUGGAUGAGCUUGAGAAAAAUUCCCCAAAUGUAUGGAAGGAAAUAUUGCCUGAUCCAAAGGAGAGCGAAGCGGUCAAGCUAGCCAUUCAAAUUGCGGGUCUCCUCCAUGACUUGGGCCAUGGCCCAUUCUCCCAUACAUGGGAAGUUUUUGUUCAGGCCUGUGGUGGAGAUUGGGAUCAUGAACACACGUCAUGUGCUCUCAUUGAUCUUAUGAUAUGGAAAAGUGAAGAUGGGAAGGAGCCAAUCCAGAGGGAUGAUAAUCUGACUGAGCUGGGAUGGCUCUUCAAAGCAGAAUUCAAUGAAGUCAACAAGUACAUUCAAUUCAUUAAAGAUGUAAUUAUUGGUGUAACUCAAGACAAAAUAAAAGAACCAAAGAGAGCCUUUUUAUAUCAGGUUGUAGCAAAUAAGUUUAAUGACAUAGACGUUGAUAAAUAUGAUUACUUUUUAAGAGACGCCCAGCAUUUGAAAAUGAAUGUCUCUUUCGAUUAUCAACGAUUGAUCAAAUUGUGCCGCAUUUCAUACGAUGAUAAUAAAAUGAGCCAUAUAGCAUUUCGGGACGUUGAAAAAUAUUCCAUUCAGGGGAUGUUUAGAGUACGUGCUGAUUUGCAUAUUAGGGCUUAUCAGCAUAGAGUCGUCAAAAAUUUAGAAAUUAUGUUAAUUGAUGCAUUGAAGGAGGCUGAUGCUAAAUACCUUGUGAGAGGACUACGUCUAUCUCAAGUCCAUGAAAACCCGGCCAUAUUUGCCACACUAACUGACUCUAUUCAGGAGUUAUUACUUUACAGUGAAGAGCCUGAGUUGGAGAGCACAAGGGAAUUAUUGGAUCGUUUGGCCACAAGAAAUUUAUAUAAGAUUGUUGGAGAGUGGCCACUCAAGGUAGCCCAAAGUGAAGAAGAGAAGCUGCAAAAUAGAGCUCCGAAAGGUCUUAAUAGAAAGAUACUAAAUGAGCUUGAAGAAAUUCUAGAGGGAAAAUAUGCCCUAACCCAAGUGGGAGUUAAUCAGGGCAAGUAUUUUGAUCCAUUGGCAAAUGUUAAAUUUUUCCCAAAACAUGAAAGGAGGAUGAUGGAGGGAAAUGUUCCACAAAUGAAGAUGGAACUGCCCUUUUUCAAAGUAUUAGUUUUCAAGAGAGGAAGAGAAGAGGAUAAUUUAGAAGACCUUAAAAAAAAAGCAGAAGAUUUUUUAAAAACAAAAGGAAUUUUAUUUCUCAAUCAAGGGCAGUGACCAUUUAGAAUUGCUUACUCUAA